AUGCCCAAGUCCCUGAGGGGCCCCGAUGGGGUGCACCCUCAAGUGCGGAGGGAGCUGUCAGGUGGCCUUGCGAGGCCACUGCAAAAGGGAGAUGCGCCUGAGGACGGGAAGAAAGCAGGCAGCGCGUGGGCUGAGGAGCCGCCGGUGUCGUGGCUGGCCAAGCGGCUGAGCAGGCGGGCCCUGCUCCAGGUGGUGACCAGCGGCAGCAAGCGUGGUUGGAGGCCAGGAAGCAGCGGUGAAGGCCAAGGCGAGGGGCAUUGCCAGCAGGCGGAGGGAGGUGGUCCUUCCCCUGUGCCCUGUCCUGCUCUGGGCUGCCCAGGGCAAGAGAGACAUGGCCAGACUGGAGAGAACCCCCCCGCACUGCCCUCCCACUGCCCCCCCCACUGUCCGUUGGCCUCGGAAUGUUGGUCCGCUGGAGCCAACAGCCAGCAGAGAGAGCAGGACGGAGCUGUGCUGGCACGCAGCAGCGCUGCGAGGAGGCAGGCUCUGCCCGAGCAGCACUGCCCCACCACCGGCAGCGGCAGCCCGCUUCCCAUCCUCGCUGUCAGCACCUGCGCCGCCUCCUUGGUGCACAGCGAGGGUCCUCCUGUCCCGGGCAGGAUGGGCCAGGCCAACUGCUGCUGCGGCUCCAGGGAGGCUCUGAGCGAGGCCGAGGCGGUGCUGAGCGCAGACGUGCGGCUGAGCCGGGGCCGCAAGAGGAGCGAGAGGCGCCUUCUCCUCCUCCCAGAGGAACUGGUCAUCGCCAAGUUGCAAGAUGACCCCAGCCUGCGCCCACAGCUCCGCCUGGCCCUGGACCAGCUGUGGGUGCUGAGCAGCGGGAAGGAGGCGGCGGGGGAGGAAGAAGCAGCCAAGGAGGAGGAGGAAGGCAGCGAGGAGGACAGCGCCUCCCUCCUCUUGGUGUGGCCCACGGGCUCCUGCCUGGCCACUUUCGGGUCCCGGGCGCUGAAGGAGCUGUGGGUGGGCGCCCUGCUGGGGACGCCCGAAGGAGACAAGAGAGCCCGCCUGACGCGUCUCCCGUCGCUUCAACUCGUCGAGAAGGAGCUGAGCCGCCGCCAUGCCUGGAGGCCAUUCAACGCCAGGAGCCUGGAGAGGCUGAUGGAGCGCCAGGCAAAGGAUGCUCGCAAGCCAGGGCCUCUGCCGGCCCCGUCAAGCACCGAAGGGGGACUUUGCCGCUCCCCAGGUGAGUUUUGGAAAGAAAGGCGGGAGGGCCUUCUUUUCUCCUGCAACGGGCACGUCUGCGGAAGUGAGGAUGCUGCUGCUGUUGCUGCUGCUGCCCUUCGCCCAGAGGAAGCGCCGGGGCAGGCGGGCUCCGGCUGCAGCAGGCUGCUCUUUGGGCAGCCCCUGGCAGCUGUCUGCGGGGAGGAUGGCACGCUGCCCCGGCCCAUCCAGGAGCUGCUGGCUGUCCUGCAGCGGGAAGGGCCGUCAACGGAGGGCAUCUUCCGCAGAGCUGCCGGCGCGACAGCGCUUCGGGAGCUGCGGGAGGCCCUGGAGCGUGGUGCAGAGGUGGAGCUGGGAAGCCAGCCUGCGCUGCUGCUGGCCGUCGUCUUGAAGGACUUUCUCCGAAGCAUCCCCGGCAAGCUCCUGGUGAGCGAGCUCUACGAGGACUGGAUGGCAGCGCUGCAGAAGAGCAGCAAGGAGGAGAAGAUCUCCGAGCUGCAAGCGGUGGCCGAGAAGUUGCCCGCAGCCAACCUCCUCCUCCUGAAGCGCCUGCUGCGCCUCCUCCGGCACAUCGGCCACAACGCAGCCGCCAGCAGGAUGAGCUGCAGCAACCUGGCCAUCUGCAUCGGGCCCAACCUGCUGAGCCCACCCGAGGAGGACCUGCUCCCGCUGGAGGCCCUGCUGGAGGUGACCGAGAAGGUGAAGGUGCUGGUGGAGUUCCUGAUGGAGAACUGCAGGGAGCUCUUUGGGGAGGAGAGCGCCGAGCCUCGGUGUGCAGCAGGCGAGGAGUGGCCAGCCCCCGUGCCGAGAUGCAGAGACGUGCGUUUGGAAGAGCAAGGCGUCCCUGCAGGCACAGCAGCCGCCGAGCAGGAGGCAGAAGGCUUGCCACACGCAGGCCCAUCUCCGCUCGGUGUCCUCAGCGAAGCGGGGGGAGAGCGGGUGGUGGCGUGUGAAACGGGAGAGGUGGUCUCCUGCCAGCUGCCAACUCCACCGUUUCUUUUGGAGGCCCCUCCAGCUUUGCCUCCAAGCAGCCCCGAGAGCGCGGCAGACUCCCUGGGGUGCCCACAAGAGCCGGCGAGCCUGUCAGAGGAAAGAAGGUUUGCAGGCUGUGCCCAGGACAAGGCAAAGAGAAGAAAGCGGAAGAGCAAACAGGCGUGGGGAGAGGAGAGUGCAAGGCGCGCGGCAAAGAAGAGGAGGAAGAGAGAAGCGGUUUUGGCGGAUGGAGCAGUGCAAAGACGCAGGAAGGCGCAGCAGGCGCUGAUUCCUUGUCGCCGGGCGAAGCGUUGGGAGUGCUGGGCCCCGCCGCUGACGUCCAGAAUAAAAUGAUGUUUUCUGU
Molecule: messenger RNA, 2494 nt
Organism: Gymnogyps californianus (California condor)
Lineage: Eukaryota; Metazoa; Chordata; Aves; Accipitriformes; Cathartidae
Exons: 16
Coding region: 1-2484 (827 amino acids)
Biological process (GO): regulation of Rho protein signal transduction; signal transduction
Molecular function (GO): GTPase activator activity
Source: RefSeq, a predicted model, not a curated record